Molecule: messenger RNA, 1231 nt
Organism: Effrenium voratum
Lineage: Eukaryota; Dinophyceae; Suessiales; Symbiodiniaceae
Source: the annotation of a GenBank genome assembly
GCUUGUCAUGUCGAGCUGCUUAUGCGCGAGGCAUUUUGGCUCGAGCAGUAGCUGACGCGCUUGGCUUCUCCAGCCCGAGCCUUUUCCGAACCGCAAUGCAGUUCCUAGGCGUCUUGGCAUGCGCCGCUGUUGCGGCGGCGACCAAGCAGUCCAGGUUUAUGGCGCCAAGCGUGGCGCACCUGCCAGGCCACGAGGCCUUCAUGGCUCUGCUGGGGGAGAAGGGACGACCCAUGGACCCCAUGGUGUCUUCGCUGGCCGCGAUGGCCGAGUCCAUCUCCAAGCAGGAGCCCGGCGCCCGGGAAGAGUCGGUGAAGUCCAUCAAGACUUUGCUCACGGGAUUGCUGGACAGCAUCACCAGUCAGCACACGAUUGCUCAGAACUCUGUGACCAACCUUACUGCCUUCACCACCUGCAACGUGAACAAGGCGGCAGACCUCGCGCACGCCGGCACCGUGAAGAAGGUGAGCAACUGGACCGACACCAGUGCGGCCUACAAUGCGUGCAUCGCCGAGCUGGAGGCAUACAACAGCAGCUACACCAGCUGCGCAGCUCAGGAGAAGAUGCUGGAUGUGGCCGCGACCGCGCGGUGCGAGUACUUCGAGGCCGUGGACCGGACAGAGAACUUCCAGUCCUGGUUCUGCCACGAAGAUGACUACCCCGCCACGGCAAGCUACGAGUCUUACCUGCAGCGGAACAUCGACAUGCUGGCGGACUUCAGGCUGCGCCGGAGCAACUGCAGCAACGCCACCAGCGCUCACGGGGUGAAGCAGACGGAGUGCGGCGGCAAGAAGGGCCUGCUCGACGCCAAGGAGGUGGCCUGUGCGGCGCUGACCCCCAGCGACAAGCCGGUGGACUGCAGCUCCUACCAGGCCACCAAGCAGGCCUGCGUCAGCUACAGCAAUUGCUGGUCCCAGGCCGGGUCGGAGUCCUCCUCCGCGGUGUCUACGGCGGACCAGCUGGCAGACAGCCUCAAGGCGCAGUGGAAGGCCCUGAAGCGCAUCGAGUGCUUGCUGGACGUGAUCCUCACCUCCAGCCAAGCCACGGCGCUGCAGCAGUGCGUGGACCAGGUGCACGACGCCUCGAGUUUGGACAUCGCGCCCCCCGCGGCGCCGGCGCAGGAGGUCUGCACUGCCGGCGCGGCCCCGGCGGGGUGCGCCGCCUGAGACUCUGAGACGCGGGGAGAGGCCCAGAUGGCCUUAGGUGGCAAGCGGCGAGAGCCCGGUUGGGGCAA